UUCAACCAUAAAAAUUCUCUAAAUUUCUUAUUUACUCUCUUGUUUCCAAUCUUCCAAAAAAAAUGACAAUGAUCAGUACCAAGAAACUCAUCAAAAUGGCCAGGAGAUGGCAGAAGUUUGCAGCCGGGCAGAGGAAGAGGAUUUCAUUUUCAAGAAAUGGUAAUGAUGUAGAUGAUUGUAGUACGUCUUCAUCGUCUAUAGCUGAAAAAGGACAUUUUGUAGUAUAUACAAUUGAUCAAAAGCGCUUCGUGAUUCCCUUGGUUUAUCUUGAAAAUGAGGUCAUUAGGCAGGUUUUAAUCAUAUCUGAAGAAGAGUUUGGUCUGUCAAGUGGUGGCCCUAUUACAUUACCUUGUGAUUCAGCUUUUAUGGACUACAUCAUUUCGCUAAUAAGGAAAGGCGUAACUGCAGGAGAUCUUCAGAAAGCAUUGCUCCUAUCAUUUCCUUCAUGUUACUGUUCGACUUCUUCUUUGCUCCAAGAAAGUGGAAACCAACAGCUUCUUGUUUGUUGAGUCAUAAUCCACAUUAUUUAUACUACAUCCUAGAUCAAAAUAGUUUAUAGAUAGGCCAU
Solanum pennellii is the source of this 568-nucleotide messenger RNA. Its product is annotated as auxin-responsive protein SAUR68-like. The record is from RefSeq and is a predicted model, not a curated record. Gene Ontology annotation, biological process: response to auxin. Lineage: Eukaryota; Viridiplantae; Streptophyta; Magnoliopsida; Solanales; Solanaceae. The coding region runs from base 63 to 509 and encodes 148 amino acids. The transcript has a single exon.